Molecule: messenger RNA, 1101 nt
Organism: Pan troglodytes (chimpanzee)
Lineage: Eukaryota; Metazoa; Chordata; Mammalia; Primates; Hominidae
Product: nucleoside diphosphate kinase, mitochondrial
Exons: 3
Coding region: 1-951 (316 amino acids)
Biological process (GO): UTP biosynthetic process; CTP biosynthetic process; GTP biosynthetic process
Molecular function (GO): nucleoside diphosphate kinase activity
Source: RefSeq, a predicted model, not a curated record
AUGGCCGGACCACGGGCGCCGGCUCAGGGUCGCGCUAGCUGCCCGUCCCGGGGCCGCUCCUCUAUGCCCCGCAACUUUUCCGCCGCGAGGCUUGGCCCGGAACGGAACGCGCCGCCGCCGCGCGCGCCCGCGCCCUCGCCCGCCGCGCGCCCCGCCCCCGGCCGCCCCCUUGUGCACGCGCGCCCCGCCCCCGGACACCCCGCGAGCUUGCUGGCCCCGCCCCCUGCGCACGCUGGUCCCGCCCCCGCCAAGAGCCCGGGCAGUGGGCGUCGCUGGGCGGGGCGGUGGCGCCCCCUCGCGGCUAAGGGGGUCACCACCCAGGAGGACCAUAAAUCAGUACCAGGCAAGGCCCGGAGCCCGUGGCUGACCUUUCCUGGGGUCGUCCUCUGGAUCAAUGGCAGUGCAGCUCGCAGUUCACCCUUUCUGGCCCAAACCCAAUACCUAAAGAGAGGAGCGCAGCGCCGCCGCCCGGCCCCUCCAGCUUCCCGGACCACGGCCAACCUCGAGCGCACCUUCAUCACCAUCAGGCCGGACAGCAUGCAGUGCGGCCUGGUGGGCAAGAUCAUCAAGCGCUUCGAGCAGAAGGGGUUCCGCCUCGUGGCCAUGAAGUUCCUCCCGGCCUCUGAAGAACACCUGAAGCAGCACUACAUUGACCUGAAGGACCGCCCAGUCUUCCCUGGGCUGGUGAAGUACAUGACCUCAGGGCCGGUCGUGGCCAUGGUCUGGGAGGGGCUGAACGUCGUGAAGACAGGCCGAGUGAUGCUUGGGGAGACCAAUCCAGCAGAUUCUAAGCCAGGCACCAUUCGUGGGGACUUUUGCAUUCAGGUUGGCAGGAACAUCAUUCAUGGCAGUGAUUCAGUAAAAACUGCUGAAAAAGAAAUCAGCCUACGGUUUAAGCCUGAAGAACUGGUUGACUACAAGUCUUGUGCUCAUGACUGGGUCUAUGAAUAAGAGGUGGACACAGCAGCAGUCUCCUUCAGCACGGUGUGGUGUGUCCCUGGACACAGCUCUUCAUUCUACUGACUUAGAGGCAACAGGAUUGAUCAUUCUUUUACAGAGCAUAUUUGCCAAUAAAGCUUUUGGAAGCUGGAAAAAAAAAAA